GCUAUCUUAUCCGUUCUUAUCUGAGCCUCUGCCUCUGAGAGAGUUAACAAUAACUUCUUGUCACAGUUAGUCAGGUGUUAGAGAAAUUUUGCAGACAUGUGUAUGAAAUGCGUACUCUGUUUAGUUGUUGUUUUUGGAUCAGCAAUUGCAGAUGUGGAGCUACCAAAUGACACAGGUCAAUAUGAUUUCCUCAUCAUAAGUCUUAGUGGAAAAACUGUUGAACAGUUCAAACCCAUUCAACAAGAGUUUCAAGAUCUUAUAGCAAAACUAGCAACAGAAUACUGUGCCACCACUAAUGGCUUCCAACACCAGGGGACAAUUAAUGCCACAACAGUUGAAGUAAACAGUGUACUCCCCUGCCCAACAGACUGGCCUGACGCAGAACUUUGUGUCAACACCAACAUCUCUGUACCACUCAACACUACAGAACUUAGUGUCAAACAUCUUCGUGAAAUGUGGAAGACGCAUUCAAACUCCCAGCUGGCAGCUUUGGGUUUGAAGGAUUAUGAACUGCCAUCAAACUACACAAUACUCAUUUUAUGGCUUAGUGUUACUGGGAUCCUGUUUGUCCUGUUUAUAAUUAUACUGAUUUUUGUAAUCAAGACAAAAUUCAUUGAGAACUACAUCCGAAGACGGAGGGAUAUUCUUGGAUCUUCUAACAGGUCUUGGCUCUCUCAGCAUGGAGAAAAACAAUUAGUACCACCCUUUUUUUACCCUGAUCCACCAAGAACAAAGCUUAAGGAGGAUCACUCACACUAUGGCUCUGAAGCUGAUAUACGAAAACGUGGAUUUGGCAUGGAAAACCCAGUUUAUGAUCCUGAACUGGUAGUUAUUCCGAGGGUGGAUAACCAAAUAUCUCAGAGCACCAUUAUCGUUGAUGACUUCGACUCAGAUGAUGAGACGAUCUACCCUCCCUCUCUUUCCAGGCCAGUUCAACAAAGGAACGACAGAGGAAACAACGUGAAAAUGGCAGAUGAACUGGAAACAGCAUUAUAAAUUGACAACUUGUUGGUCUAUCAUGAGAUCCUUUAUACGCAUGUAAAGUAAGAGCUAAUCUGAUCAGACUGGAAAAAAUCACCACUUGUUUUCUUGCAGACCAAUAAGGCGUGAGCAUCUGUUAAUUGAACAUCAAUAAAUAUAAGAGUUUGUAACGUAAUCAAUUACUAAUAGUAGAUUCUUUCAAGCAAUAGAACAAUGUAGGUAUCAACUUGUUUUCUCCUUGCAACAAUACAUUUCUUGUUUCGUUCAUUUGAUUUUUUAACUAAGCAAUUUAUAUUAUACUUUCAUAAAUAUACUGGUUCUAUUAAAAAAAUAUAUAUAUAUUUAUUGCCAGUCGUAA
Molecule: messenger RNA, 1339 nt
Organism: Homalodisca vitripennis (glassy-winged sharpshooter)
Lineage: Eukaryota; Metazoa; Arthropoda; Insecta; Hemiptera; Cicadellidae
Exons: 8
Coding region: 97-996 (299 amino acids)
Source: RefSeq, a predicted model, not a curated record